This is a messenger RNA of Portunus trituberculatus (swimming crab), 1959 nucleotides long. RefSeq lists its product as uncharacterized. The coding region runs from base 152 to 712 and encodes 186 amino acids. The record is from RefSeq and is a predicted model, not a curated record. The transcript is spliced from 3 exons. Lineage: Eukaryota; Metazoa; Arthropoda; Malacostraca; Decapoda; Portunidae.
CACCAUUAAACCACCCACUGACACCACCACCAUUAAACCACCCACUGACACCACCACCAUUAAACCACCCACUGACACCACCACCAUUAAACCACCCACUGACACCACCACCACCACCGCCACACCAUCCUCCGCGGGUUCAAAGAGCCACAUGUCCCCACAAAGAAAGCUGCUGUCAAGUGAAGACGACAUUUGCAAGCCAUUGAAUGAGGAUAACCCUGAUCCAAAUGACCUUUGCGUCAGAAUAAAAGAAGUCAUGGCUACAAUAGAGGAAGUGACAAAGCAGAUCAAUGAUGGCGACGUUACCGAGGAAACGCUGGACACCCUCACUGACCAGUCCGAGAAACUUCAGGAAGUGGUCAACGAAGUGGAGAAGAACCCAGAACUUAUUGAUGAAUACCAAAUUAACAAAGAGGAAAUGAAAAAGAAGACAGAGGAUGUUAAGAAGGAGAUUGACUCUGCCUUGGACACAGUGACGGACAAAAUUGACGGGCCAGCAGACAGUAAUGUAGUAGCGAUUGUGCUGGGCGUGAUUGGUGGCCUGAUUGUAGUAGUGCUGGUAGCUGUAGGUGGCUACAUGGGCUACAGGAAACACCAGCAACGCCAGAAGAAACCAAAGACGAUGAAUUAUGAUAUGCUGGAAGAAGGUGGGCAGAAUAACCCAGCCUUCCAGAUGGACCGUCAGCAAAGUGGCCCAUCCCACCAGCCGUAGUCGCAGGCCCACCACCAUCCUAGGCGUCCGUCCCCAGCACCCCGCCGUCUCCAUUCCUUCCCGUGGUGUUCCUGUACUGCCCCAUGUUUUUUCAAGGCCACCCUCAAGCUUCCUUCUACAUGGAUUCCAGGGCAUCUCAUACCUCUCGGAACACGGACUAAUAGGUCUUCCCACGGUCCAGGUAUAUCUGGUAUAUCUGGACAGUGGGUCUUCCCUUCCUAUUCUCCGUCAGCCGUCGCCGCGUCAAACUCGCUGCGUCAAACUCGUCUGCGUCGAAUUGAUCCCUAUAUUAGAUGAAACUUGAAAGGUGUGUGUGUGUGUGUGUGUGUGUGUGUGUGUGUGUGUGUGUGUGUGUGUGUGUGAAGGGAAACAUGAGUGUAUUACCUAUGAACAUGUCUACCUCAUUCCUGCUUCCUGCCAUUAUUAUUUUUGUUUUUUGUUUUAUUUAAUUUUCUUAUUUAUUAUCAUUAUUUUAUUUAUUUUUUUUUUUUUCAUUAUCUCUAGUUUGGGAAGUAGUGGUGGUCGAGUGGUGGUAAAUGCUAUAUUAUUGCCUUCAUUACUCGCUUUGUGAUUAAAAUUAUAAUGUACCACUUUUAAAGAGUACUUUCAGUAUUAUGUGUGUGUGUGUGUGUGUGUGUGUGUGUGUGUGUGUGUGUAGAUAAUGUUAAUAGGGUUACCAUCUCGAUCUAUAAAAGAAGAAGAAAAAAAAUAAAUAAACGAAGCACAGUUUAAGUUGGAACAGUGAUGAUGACUGGAGAUGUUUCUGCUUCUGCUUUUAAGUGGAGGUGAAGAAAGAACUUGGAACGAAGUAUGGACUGGAAGGGAAAGAGACGAUAUGACGCAUUCUGUUCACCUACAACAUAAUCCCAAAAAAACCUCAUCUAACAUGUAUUUGAUUCAAUAUUUGGUCGCGAUAAUUUUGAAUUCCUGAUUUCAUUUCCAUAUAUACAUUUAUACAUCCAAUAAAUACGGGACAAAUAAUGAUAAUAAUAAUGUUUCUGGUAUUUGUUUUACAACCACCACAAAAUUAAACCAACUACCGUAGUCAAUAUUUCCCCUUCACAUGACACAAACGCUCUGCACUCAUUCACUCUCAGUCCUUAUUACUAACUUACCGAAGAAAAAUCAAACCUUUACAACACUAAGCGAACUCUCUCUCUCUUGAUUAAUACAUUAAUUAAUCGCCCUGUGACCCCAUAAAAAUAUGAAUACAAAAUGGAUUAAUCCAUUUCUGGAUACAGGUGAUA